GUCACAAUGUGAUUGGAAGAGGUGCCGUUGCCGUGACGAAGCAACGCUACGUUUUUUUGUUAUAAAAUCGAAGUAAUACGCAACCAUUCUUCGUACCAAAGCUGAAUAGCCAUUCGUAUUGUUGCAGAGAAAGAAAACCCUAGCUCACCGUUUCAAGAUGCAAAUCUUCGUUAAGACCCUCACUGGUAAGACCAUCACUCUCGAAGUCGAGAGUUCAGAUACCAUAGACAAUGUAAAGGCCAAAAUUCAAGACAAGGAAGGGAUCCCACCAGAUCAGCAACGUCUCAUUUUUGCUGGCAAGCAGCUUGAGGAUGGACGUACCCUUGCUGAUUAUAACAUCCAAAAGGAGUCCACUCUCCACUUGGUUCUUCGUCUCCGUGGUGGGAUGCAAAUCUUUGUUAAGACCUUGACGGGAAAGACAAUCACCCUUGAGGUCGAGAGCUCCGACACCAUUGACAACGUUAAGGCUAAGAUUCAGGACAAAGAGGGUAUCCCUCCAGAUCAACAGAGGCUGAUCUUUGCUGGAAAGCAGCUUGAGGAUGGCCGUACCCUUGCUGAUUACAACAUCCAGAAGGAGUCCACUCUUCAUUUGGUACUCCGUCUACGUGGUGGAAUGCAAAUCUUUGUUAAGACUCUGACCGGAAAGACAAUCACCCUUGAGGUGGAGAGCUCUGACACCAUUGACAAUGUUAAGGCCAAGAUUCAGGACAAAGAGGGUAUCCCACCAGAUCAACAGAGGCUCAUCUUUGCUGGAAAGCAGCUUGAGGAUGGCCGUACCCUUGCUGAUUACAACAUCCAGAAGGAGUCCACUCUUCACUUGGUACUCCGUCUACGUGGUGGAAUGCAAAUCUUUGUUAAGACUCUGACCGGAAAGACAAUCACCCUUGAGGUGGAGAGCUCUGACACCAUUGACAAUGUUAAGGCUAAGAUUCAGGACAAAGAGGGUAUCCCACCAGACCAACAGAGGCUCAUCUUUGCUGGAAAGCAGCUAGAAGAUGGCCGAACCUUGGCUGAUUACAACAUCCAAAAAGAAUCUACCCUCCACUUGGUUCUCCGCCUUCGUGGUGGGAUGCAAAUCUUUGUCAAGACUCUCACUGGAAAGACCAUCACCCUUGAGGUGGAGAGCUCUGACACUAUUGACAAUGUCAAAGCCAAGAUUCAGGACAAAGAAGGUAUCCCACCAGACCAACAGAGGCUCAUUUUUGCUGGCAAACAGCUUGAAGAUGGCCGAACCUUGGCUGAUUACAACAUCCAAAAAGAAUCUACCCUCCACUUGGUGCUCCGUCUGCGCGGUGGUAUGCAAAUCUUUGUGAAGACCCUUACUGGGAAGACCAUUACUUUGGAGGUAGAGAGCUCAGACACAAUUGACAAUGUGAAGGCAAAGAUCCAAGACAAGGAGGGUAUUCCUCCAGACCAGCAAAGGUUGAUUUUUGCUGGAAAGCAGCUUGAAGAUGGACGUACACUGGCAGACUACAACAUCCAAAAGGAGUCCACCCUUCACCUUGUCCUUCGUCUCAGGGGAGGUAUGCAGAUCUUUGUGAAGACUUUGACAGGCAAGACUAUUACCUUGGAAGUUGAAAGCUCAGACACAAUCGAUAAUGUCAAAGCAAAAAUCCAGGACAAGGAGGGUAUCCCACCAGACCAGCAGAGGUUGAUAUUUGCUGGGAAGCAAUUGGAGGAUGGAAGGACUCUUGCUGACUACAACAUUCAGAAAGAGUCUACUCUUCACCUUGUGUUGCGUCUUCGUGGUGGGUUUUAAAAGUCUGAGAAUGUUCUGUAGGUGUCUUGAAGUCUAAGCAUGUGGAAGUUCCGAAGAUCUUUGGGUUUUUUUUUUUUAAUGUUCCUGAAAGGUUUACUCUUGUUAAAGUGUUUCCAUGGUCAAUAGUGGCCUUUGAAAAACUGUUGUUUGUUCUGGUCUUUUUAUAAAUUCUGUUUGGUUCGUGAAUUUGUGAAGCUACCUUUUAUGAAAUUUAGUUCUUUGCUAUGAAUAAGUACAAUCUGUUGUCAUGUUUGAUGAAA
This is a messenger RNA of Glycine soja, 2019 nucleotides long. Its product is annotated as polyubiquitin-like. The record is from RefSeq and is a predicted model, not a curated record. Lineage: Eukaryota; Viridiplantae; Streptophyta; Magnoliopsida; Fabales; Fabaceae. Gene Ontology annotation, cellular component: cytoplasm; nucleus. The coding region runs from base 158 to 1759 and encodes 533 amino acids. Gene Ontology annotation, biological process: protein ubiquitination; modification-dependent protein catabolic process. Gene Ontology annotation, molecular function: protein tag activity; ubiquitin protein ligase binding. The transcript is spliced from 2 exons.